This is a messenger RNA of Erythranthe guttata (spotted monkey flower), 2181 nucleotides long. RefSeq names its product tubby like protein 3 (gene TLP3). The record is from RefSeq and is a predicted model, not a curated record. NCBI's taxonomy places the organism in Eukaryota, Viridiplantae, Streptophyta, Magnoliopsida, Lamiales, Phrymaceae.
CUCUCUCGCCACCACCGGAGAGAGAGAGAGAGAGUGACUCAUUCUCAACACUAUUAUUCCCCUCGCGGAAAAACCCAAGUCACAAAAAGCAGCAAAUUAAGAAUCAUUAAAUUCGUUUUAAAAAAAAAAGAUACCCAUCAAUCUGCCCUAACAAUCCUUGAUUUUUCCUUCUUCUCUGAGCGAUGCUCGCAGUUAAUCUUGUCAAGCUCUAAUUUUUGGCAAAUGGGUUUCGGUUUCACACCCUGACCUGUGAAUAUUUAUCCUUCCGUUCUCUUCUUAAUUUUUUUUUAGUUUUUUUUGUGGAAAUGGGUUAAUUACUUGUGUACAGAUCUAUGUGGCUCUAGAUAUUUGGAGGGUUUGUAUUCGGAGAUACUGAAUUUUGAUAUGGGUUUGUUGAAAUUGGAGUGUCUGUAUAUGUAGGUAGAUAUAUCCCCUUUUUUUUGUUGUAGAUUUUUUUUUGUUUUGACAAGAAUUGGAAUAGUUUUUUUUGUCACUGUGUAUUUAUUUAUUACCAACUGUUCUUGGACUACUACCAUAAAGCUUGCUUUUGUCGGGUGUUACCUAGAAUUUUUUUUAGGGUUUCUACAAUCUGCCAUUUAAAAGAGAAUUUUUUUAUUUGGUAAUUUAUUUUUAUCGAAUUGCAAUAGUCGAGGAGUAUUCGAUUUUCGAAGCUCACGGCAGAAGAACUAUGUCAUUUAAGAGUAUGAUACAGGAUAUGAAGGGUGAGUUAGGUAGCAUAUCUAGGAGGGGUUUCGAAGGGAGAUUUGGUUACGGGAUGAAGUCAAGGUCUCAACGUGUAGUCGAGGAUUUUGCAGUGUCGGGUGUAGAUGCUCUUAGGCAGAGUUGCUGGGCGAAUAUGCCACCUGAGCUUUUGAGGGAUGUGCUGAUGAGGAUUGAGGAAUCCGAAUGCGCGUGGCCCCCGCGAAAGAAUGUCGUUUCUUGUGCUGGUGUUUGUAGGAGCUGGAGAGAUACCAUGAAAGAAAUCGUUCGAACCUUGGAGGUUUCCGAGAAGUUGACCUUCCCCAUUUCUCUUAAGCAGCCCGGUCCAAGAAACACUUUAAUCCAAUGUUUCAUAAAGCGGAACCGCGGUAGUCAAACCUAUCACCUGUACCUCAAUUUGAGCCAAGCUUCUAACGAUGAUGGAAAAUUCCUUCUGGCUGCUCGAAGAUGUAGAAGGCCAACUUAUACAGACUACAUAAUAUCCCUAAAGGCUGAUGACGUGUCUAAAGGCAGCAGCAACUACAUCGGAAAAUUGAGGUCUAAUUUUUUAGGGACCAAGUUUACUAUAUACGAUGCACAGCCGCCAAAUAGUGGAGCUAAAGUUACAAAAUCACGUUCGACGAGAAUGGUUGGAAUGAGACAAGUCUCUCCCAAGGUCCCUGCCGGCAACUAUACCGUGGCCCACAUUUCAUAUGAGCUCAAUGUCUUGGGCUCGAGGGGUCCAAGGCGGAUGCAGUGCGUGAUGGAUACAAUACCCGUAUCUGCAGUUGGACCAAAUGGUGUGGCCCCCACUCAAACCCGACUCCUAUCUGGCAACUUAGAUUCCUUCCCUUCGAUCUCCUUUUUCAGAUCAAAGUCAUCUCGUGCGGAUAGUUUGAGAUUAGGAAAUUUGUCGACAGAGAAAGAGGAAAUGCUGGUGUUGAAAAAUAAGGCGCCUAGGUGGCACGAGCAGCUACAGUGCUGGUGCCUCAACUUCAACGGGCGCGUGACGGUUGCUUCGGUCAAGAACUUUCAGCUCGUUGCAUCCGUUGAGAACGAAGGCGGCGGACAAGAGCAGCAGGAGAAUGUGAUUCUGCAAUUCGGGAAAGUGGGAAAAGACGUAUUCACCAUGGAUUAUCAGUAUCCAAUCUCUGCUUUUCAGGCGUUUGCUAUUUGUUUGAGCAGCUUCGAUACCAAGAUUGCUUGCGAAUGAAUGUUGUCUGGAUUAAAAACCAUUUAAAAACUUCGUCUUUUUGAUCUUUUAGAGGUGUUUCUGAACGUAAAUUAUGUUUUGAAAUUCAUGGAAACGGUUAUCGAAAGUUGGCAGAGGAGCUGUGUAGAGUGCCAAUAAUGAAUGCUUUUGGGCAAAACUGCUUAUUUGUGUUUCUUGGUUUGUAUUUUCACUACAUAAUGUAGAUGUGAGCAAAUUGUUUUUUUGUCGAAAGAUCUGUUUGCUAAACCAUUUCUUGAAUUUAUGAUGAA